This is a messenger RNA of Prunus armeniaca (apricot), 1317 nucleotides long. NCBI's taxonomy places the organism in Eukaryota, Viridiplantae, Streptophyta, Magnoliopsida, Rosales, Rosaceae. The record is from the annotation of a GenBank genome assembly.
AUGGUGGUCAACGUGAGCGUGAGGGAGACAACGCUGGUUAAGCCGGCAGCGGAGACGCCGAGGCAGGCGCUGUGGAACUCUAACGUGGACCUGGUGAUCCCGAGCAUCCACACGCCCAGCGUCUACUUCUACAGGCCCAACCAAAACGGUGCGUCGUCGAACUUCUUCGACCCGGCGGUGCUCAAGCUCGCCCUGUCCAAGGCCCUCGUGCCCUUCUACCCCAUGGCCGGCCGCCUCAAGCGCGACGAAGACGGCCGUAUCGAGAUCGACUGCAACGGGGAAGGGGUGCUGUUUGUCGAGGCCGAGACGAGCUCGGUCAUCGAUGAUUUCGGCGAUUUUGCACCGACUCUCGAGCUCCGGAGGCUCAUCCCCGCCGUUGAUUACUCCGCUGGGAUAUCCUCAUAUGCUCUCUUGGUGUUACAGGUCACUUACUUCAAAUGUGGAGGAGUGUCACUUGGUGUUGGAAUGCAGCAUCAUGCAGCAGAUGGAUUUUCUGGUCUCCACUUUGUCAACACAUGGUCUGAUAUGGCUCGCGGCCUUGAUCUUACACUUCCGCCGUUCAUUGACAGGACAUUACUUCGUGCCCGAGAUCCACCGCAGCCUGCAUUCCACCACAUCGAAUACCAACCUGCUCCACCAUUGAAAACCCCUCUGCAAAGCACAAAACCUGGCGCUGAUAGCACAACAGUCUCCAUUUUUAGAUUGACGCGGGAGCAGCUCAACAUCUUGAAAGCCAAGUCCAAGGAAGCUGGGAACACAAUCAGCUAUAGCUCAUAUGAGAUGAUGGCGGGUCAUAUUUGGAGAUGUGUAUGCAAGGCACGCGAACUUCCCAAUGAUCAAGACACCAAACUAUAUAUUGCCACUGAUGGAAGAUCCAGACUGCAACCCCCACUCCCUCCUGGUUACUUUGGCAAUGUGAUUUUCACAGCAACACCCAUUGCUGUCGCAGGGGAUCUCCAAUCAAAACCAACAUGGUUCGCAGCAAGCCGCAUUCAUGAUGCUUUGGUUCGUAUGGAUGAUAACUAUCUUAGAUCGGCUCUAGACUAUCUUGAGCUUCAGCCUGAUCUGUCAGCCCUUGUUCGCGGUGCUCAUUCUUUUAGGUGCCCUAAUCUUGGGAUAACUAGCUGGGUUAGGCUGCCGAUCCAUGAUGCUGACUUUGGUUGGGGUCGACCCAUUUUCAUGGGACCUGGUGGAAUUGCAUUUGAGGGGCUGGCUUUUGUAAUACCAAGUGCAACUAAUGAUGGGAGUUUAUCAGUGGCCAUAUCUCUUCAAUCUGAACAUAUGAAAUCAUUUUCCAAGUUGUUAUACGACAUAUAA